Messenger RNA from Equus caballus (horse), 1566 nucleotides. The record is from RefSeq and is a predicted model, not a curated record. Lineage: Eukaryota; Metazoa; Chordata; Mammalia; Perissodactyla; Equidae.
AUGGGGGAGUUCCAGUGCAAGCACUCACGCACUGGAGGCUGCGUCUGCCCCCCAGGACCCCCAGACCUGAGAGGCCCCCUCCCCCGCGCCUCCCCCUCGCGAAGCUCAGGCUGGAGAAGACAGGCGUCUGGAGGGCGGCCGGAUGACGCCACUGCGAGCAUCCUUGGCAGGCGCGGGCUCCGGGGGGGGGCGGGGGGCGGGGCGAGGCGGGCCGCGGGGGCCGCAAUUGGAACUCGCGCGUCAUCUCCGCCCAGGGAUGCAGCUGGCAUCCAGCGCCCGCGCCCCUGCGGCAGGGGGAGGAGGAGACAGGCACCAGCCUCUGUCGCAGCUCUGGACCCCACCCCGGCCCCAACCUGGGACAGAGCGGAGCCCUCGGGCGCCCCACCCCUCUUUCCUUCCGACGAUGACCCCCUACCCUCCACCCCCUCUCGAGCGUCCCUUGACACCCGAUUCCCACAGAGGCCGAGUGACCUGCCCACUCAGCUCCCAGCUCUGUGCGGUUCCCGGGGCCCAAAGCCUUUUCACUGCAAGUGCCAGGUCCAGUGCCCCGGGGUUCACACACGCGUGCGUUCCCGGUCUUGGGGAGGUCAGAAAGCAAGUGGGGCCGAGAGUGGAGCUGGUAGACGCCCCCAGAGAAGGCAUUGCAGGAGGCACUGUUCUAGAGCUGGGUACGGCCCCCCAGAGUUCACCAGGGAGAGAAGAGGGUGUGCGGAGAGGGCAAUCCAGGUGCAGAGAACAGCAUGUGCAAAGGCUCAGAGGUGUGUAGGAGCGCCCCUGUGGCAACAGGCGGGGAACGUGCGCAGAGUGCAGAAGAGAGGAAGGUUUGGAGAGGGCGGGGAUGUGAAAGGGCUCGAUGCCAGGCGGCAGGUGGAGUUGGGUGCCAAGGAAGGCCGCUGGCCUGAAAGUCAGCUACCAAGUUGCAAGAAGUCCUAUGGAGAGGUCCAUGUAACCAGGAACUGAGGCCUCCUGCCAACAGCCAUGCGAGUGUGCCAUCUUGGAUGUGGAUCCUCUAGCCCCAGUGAAGCCUUCAGAUGACAGCAAGCCCCGCUGACAAUUUGACUGCAGUCUCUUAAGAGACUCUGAGCUGAAACCACCCUGCUAAGCCACUCCCAGAUUCCUGACCCACAGAAACCAGUGAGAUAAUAAAUAGUUGUUGUUUUAAGCCACUACACUUUGAGGUAACUUUAACGCAGUAACAGAUAACUAAUACCUGUGGUAAGAGCCUCGUUUUAUGGAUGAAGAAGGUGAAGCUCAGAGGGACAAGGUGACCGACCAGCUCAAGGUCUUGGAAUGAACAAAUGGCAGAACUGGCUUGCAGUCAGAGUAGGGCCUUACAGGUGGUAUGUUGUCAACAGAUACUUACUGAAUUGGCUCAACCAAUCAUAUUUUUCUGAUAUCAAGUUAGGUUAAAGUUGAGCUACAACAGUGAGCAGUUAAAACCAACUAUUAUAACCACAAUAAGAGUCGGUAUGCCUAAUCAAGUGUAAUGGCUCCCAGGGACAUCUGUUCCAUUAGGUGACUCACUGACCCAGGGAAAGGCCAAGGCCUGUGUGUGUGGACAUCUGU